GGAGGGGCUUGCACACGAGUCUAUCAGUUACCAGGUAUAAACCUGAAAUAGAAGCAACUGAAGAAAAACAAUAUUUGACGAGCAGGCUGAUUAUUCUUUUAGCUGAGGAUAUUUUAAGACAUGUUUCUUAACUCUGAAUUAGAUUCAAUGUCUCGCUGCAGCACAGAAUCUCCUGUCGGGGACACCCUGAUGUACGAUCAAAAGACGCAAGAUUACUCUUUCUCCUGGUCCUCAGCUUCGCCGUCAGAGAGCAGUGCACAGGAUCUCUGCCCAGACAUGGAUAUACCAGCCACUUCAUUUGUUCCAACAGUGACUGCAAUUUCCACUACCCCAGAUUUGCAGUGGAUGGUCCAGCCGACUAUUAUAACAUCUGUCUCCCCAUCUCUGGGUAGCAAGCAAGCCAAUGAAGUGCAGAGCUCUCACCAGGCAACACCCAAAGUGGGCGGGAGCAGGGGAAAAAACACUGGCAGAAAGGGGAAAAUCGAACAGCUCUCUCCAGAGGAAGAAGAGAAGAAGAGGGUGAGGAGAGAGAGGAAUAAAAUGGCUGCAGCCAAGUGUCGCAACAGACGGAGGGAACUCACUGAUACACUGCAAGCUGAGACUGAUCAGCUGGAGGAAGACAAAGCAGCUCUGCAGAUUGAGAUAGCCAAUCUCCUCAAAGAGAAAGAGAGGCUCGAAAUUGUCCUCGCUACUCAUAGCUCUGUGUGCCAAAUUGCAGAAGACCUAGACUCCAUCUUCUUGGAGCCCAGUGGGUCUCCCGAGCUGCCCCCCAGCCCAGAGGGGAGUAAGCUCCAUGAGGACAGUGGCCAGGAAGCUCCCUCGCUCCAGGACAUGGACAUUCCCAGUGACCCGUCCACAGCCAUCUCUGGGAACUCCAACAUCCUACUCUGUGCCAGUGCUGAAGUAAACAUCUGCGACCUUGAGCCCUCUUUGGAUAUGAAGGAGGGGCUCCUGGACAAUCUGCUGCCCAGCAUGGAGGAGAAAGUCCCUACAGAGACUGCCCGCUCUGUACCAGACAUUGACCUGAGCGGUUCCCUUGGGGUUACGGACUGGGAAACCCUGUACAAAUCUGUGUCUAACGACCUAGAGCCUCUGAGCACUCCUGUUGUGACCUCGACCCCCACCUGUAGCAGCUACCUGACCAUUUUCACAUUCUCCUGUCCCGAGCUCGACUCCCUUGGAGAGGGGUUUGACGGUCGCAAAAGUGGAGUGGGCAAGGCUGAAUCUGUUGAUAUCCUCAAGUCUCCAACCCUGUUGGCCUUAUAAAUGUAAGCAGAGGGAGUUGAUUGGUGGAUCACUGCAGUUGGUAUCCCCAAUUGUAAUAAGAUAUCAGAGACUUGCUGUGGUGUCAGCACUUCAGUUUGAGGAUUACAUCAAUGAAAUGUGUUACUUGACUAAGCAAGUAUAAACUUCUUCCAGAUACAAUUGAUGUAGCUAAAAGCAUGGCUAUACAUUUUACAGAUGGGGAUGAAGUAUGUUCUGUUUAACGCAUGCCGAGGAAUUCCAAAUAAUGUUCAUAUAUGUUUGAUCUGAUAAACUGUGUUGUGGAAUUGACUGUAUGGUUUUGUGCUUCAAAUGGGAAUAGUAUAUCAAUAGCAAUGAAUAUUGUGUUAAAGUAAACAUCCAUGUUCAGUACUUACAUACCUCAAUGUCAUCCACUGUGAUUUGACCUCAUUGUUACAAUGUUUAGAGUUUUCCAUGAAAACAUCCAGUGCUAUAUCUAUCCAGAUGUAAUUUAUGAUGAUUUAUUUUUUUACCUCAGAUUUGGACUUGUUUGUCAAAUAAAAAAAGUUAAUGAGCAUUGAUUGCUUAUAGAUAAAUAUUAA
Molecule: messenger RNA, 1826 nt
Organism: Salvelinus fontinalis (brook trout)
Lineage: Eukaryota; Metazoa; Chordata; Actinopteri; Salmoniformes; Salmonidae
Product: protein c-Fos-like
Exons: 4
Coding region: 121-1266 (381 amino acids)
Biological process (GO): regulation of transcription by RNA polymerase II
Cellular component (GO): nucleus
Molecular function (GO): RNA polymerase II cis-regulatory region sequence-specific DNA binding; DNA-binding transcription factor activity, RNA polymerase II-specific
Source: RefSeq, a predicted model, not a curated record